UAGAAAAACAAUUCGAGGUUUAACGGGUCUGUCUAUUGCGAGUUGCCAUAUACACUGCAACCGCAAAAAAGCCUAAAACCCUCUCAAACAUUCGCCGCUCUCUACCUUUCUUUAUUAAACCCUAACUCAACCAUCCCAUACUGUAAAAGAAAGGGGAGAGAUGAGUCAAGAGGUGGCGCAGCCGUUGGCAACCGUGCCGGAGAUAAUAUUGAAGAAGAGGAAAAGUAAUGAAGAAUUGGCUUUGAGGAGGAAGGAGCAAUUGGAGCAGAGGAAGUUUCGCCUUAACAAGAACAAGCAAGAGUUUAUCAAGAAACCUGAGGACUUUGUCAAAGAGUUUCGCUACACGGAGGUGGACCUUGUCCAAAUGAAACACAGGUUGAAGAGAAAGAGAUCAGCAUUAGAGACAACUAACCCCCAGCUUCUUUUGGUCAUUCGCAUACAGGGGAAAAAUGACAUGCAUCCUGUUGUUAGGAAGAACUUAUACAGCCUAAACUUGAGGAAAAUCUUCAAUGCUGUUCUCGUGAGAGCAGAUGAAGCAAUGUUAGAAAAGUUGCAGAGGGUGGAGCCUUAUGUUACCUAUGGGUAUCCUAGCCUUAAGAAUGUGAAGGAGUUGAUUUACAAGAAAGGUUAUGCAAAGAUAGGCAAGCAAAGAGUUCCUUUGACUGACAACAACUUGAUUGAAGAGGCACUGGGGAAGUAUAAUAUCAUAUGCAUAGAAGAUAUAGUGCAUGAAAUUGCUUCUACUGGUAAAUAUUUUAAGGAGGCUGCCAGCUUUCUAUGGCCCUUUACACUCAACAAGCCAGAAGUAGGAUUGAAAGGAGUAAAAGCACGUUACCUAGAUGGUGGAGACACUGGUAAUCGGGAGGAUAAAAUCAAUGAUCUGAUUAGCAAGAUGAAUUAGCAAGAUAAAAUCUUAUUAUUGUAACAAGGACCCGACGUUUUCGUUUGUUCUUUAUCUAUACUGGAAACAAUGUCUGUAUGGUGACUUUGAUGCAGUUAAGGCUGUUAAAUUUUGAAUGUUCUUGCCC
Molecule: messenger RNA, 1028 nt
Organism: Rosa rugosa (rugosa rose)
Lineage: Eukaryota; Viridiplantae; Streptophyta; Magnoliopsida; Rosales; Rosaceae
Product: large ribosomal subunit protein uL30z
Exons: 6
Coding region: 161-901 (246 amino acids)
Biological process (GO): maturation of LSU-rRNA from tricistronic rRNA transcript (SSU-rRNA, 5.8S rRNA, LSU-rRNA)
Cellular component (GO): cytosolic large ribosomal subunit
Molecular function (GO): RNA binding; structural constituent of ribosome
Source: RefSeq, a predicted model, not a curated record